This is a messenger RNA of Nymphalis io (European peacock), 878 nucleotides long. RefSeq lists its product as uncharacterized. The transcript is spliced from 2 exons. Gene Ontology annotation, molecular function: zinc ion binding. The record is from RefSeq and is a predicted model, not a curated record. Lineage: Eukaryota; Metazoa; Arthropoda; Insecta; Lepidoptera; Nymphalidae. Bases 96 to 590 code for a protein of 164 amino acids. Gene Ontology annotation, cellular component: nucleus.
GUCAUUCAUUAGUUUUGGAAACAAAAACAGUAAAAUAAUUUAUUUUUAUCUCUUCUUCACAUUGUUUAUCGUCAGUACACAAUUACACAUUCAAAAUGGUGACAUCCUAUUAUAUAAUGAAAAUGGCUAAAAAUAAAAUAUACGCGAAUACAGAUAAGUACUUCAGUAAUAUAUAUAAUGCACCAAUAUCAAAAGAAAUAAUCAAAGAAAAUUCCAAGUGCAGAGUUUGUCUUAAGUUCGGUGCUAUAUCUAUUUUCGACAUGGAAAAUACAAACGACAUUACAGAAGCUUUAAAGCUAUUUGCAAACAUUGAAAUAAAUGAAAAUGACACAUUUCCAAAAUGCUUGUGUCACAUUUGCUAUCAAUUCAUAAAAAGUGCAGUCAUGUUCAGGAAAAUAGCAAAAAAAACAAAUGAAACAUUAAAAAAUCAACCUGACAUCAAUGUUCUCUGUGAUGACUGGGAUGAUCCAUUUAGUGAUGUAAAAUUCUUGCAAAAUAAGAAUAAUGAGAAUGAAUUUGACUCAUUGAUUAAUCCGACUAAAAAGGAAAAAGAUAAAAGAGAUUUGAAAGUCCAAUGUCAGACAUGGUAGGUAUGCAGAACGUCUUAAAAGUCAUAUGCGCACACAUUCAGGUGAAUACAGAUAUAUGUGCACAGAAUGUCCUGCACGAUUUCUCUUUAAAGGAAACUUCAACAGUCAUGUCUUGUUAAAACAUAAAGAGCCACAGCAUAAAUGUGAUAAUUGUGAAAAAGCUUUUCAUACCAAACUGAAACUCCAAAGACACAAUGAAGUUGAUCAUUUGGGAAUCAAAAGUCAUAUUUGCAACAUAUGUGGACGGGCAUUUGGUUAUAGAAAUGCUAUGAUGAAACAUCAAAGGCG